AUGAUGGCCAAGCGAAGAAGAGCAUCCGGGCCAAGAUCAAGGACAGGGUGUCUCACUUGCAGAAUUCGACAUGUCAAAUGCGAUGAACAAAAGCCAGAAUGCUACCAGUGCAAGCGUACAGGAAGAAAGUGCGAUGGAUAUAAUGAAUCACGCCCGGGGAACAAACAGCAGCCUGUCGUCUCCAGUAAGCCAAUGAUGACCGUCGACCAUCGCAUGGUCCUUCGACCAGGAACGCAAAAGGAGCGGCACUAUUUGUACUUCUUCUGCUCACAGACGGCCCGCGCGCUAUCCGGGGUAUUUGAGUCUGAUCUCUGGAUGCGCCAUCUUCCCCAACUGAGCGAAUGCGAGCCGGUCGUCAGGCAUGCCACGGCGGCAGUAAGCGCGGCCCAUGAGCGGGCGCUGGUGCUACAGCGGAAUCCAUCAUCCACUCCGGAGCGUCGAGCUGCUAAUGAUCGCUUCAUUAUAUUUCAUUAUAACGAGGCCAUUCGACAUUUGAGGACGUAUCUUGUUUCGCAAAACCCUAGAAUCGAUCUCCUGGUCAUCACAUGUUUCCUUUUUGUAUGCUUGGAGAUGUUGAAUGGUAAUCACAAGCAAGCCCUAGACCACCUCGAAGCUGGCCUUAAGAUAGUUCAGAGCGUCAUAGGGAGACUGCAACCUCUGGGAAGUAAACUAGGCGCAACUUAUCUCGAAUUGUGGAAAUUAAGUCUUCGACUGAAUAUCCAGCUUGCAAUGAACGGACGGCCGAUGGUUGCCUUGGAUAUCAAGCCUACCUAUCCCCAAGUGAAAUGCUCACAUGGAAGGCCCGUUUGGUCGGACCCUUAUUGGGCUCAACACGCACUCUAUAAGCUCAUGAACAAGACACUCAUGUUCGUCCGUUCUGCAGGAUAUGAACGCACAGAUCGCACACACUUAAAGCCCCAACAGGAAGAGCUCAGGAAGGACUACAAAACAUGGGAAAGGGCCUUGGAAGGCUAUACAAAGGAUGCAGAAAACCCCCAGAAGGGCAAUCGGCGCGAACUGUUGCUCUUGCGUACAUUAUAUCUCGUCUCAUGGAUAUGGACGGAAACAUGUCUGGCCAGACAGGAAACCGUUUUCGACAACUAUAACUCUGCCUUCGCGGAGCUUGUUCACUGUGCCGGCCAACUUAUUGAUAUUGACGAUGUCACUGAGCGCAAGUCCACGAAAUGCGGCCCGGAUAUUUUCACAUUUGAAAUACGUAUCGUCACAGGACUGUACUACACAGCAGUCAGGUGCCGUGACCCGAUUAUCCGUCGCGAGGCUAUCCGACAGAUGAGUCGGUGUACCAAACAAGAGGGCCUAUGGGAUCAACGUAUCAUAGUGAAAAUCGCUCAACUGGUAAUCGAUCUAGAAGAAGCGAAUUUGUCAUCGUUGGACGUACAAGAAAGGGUCCCGGAGGAUAGGGAUCGUAUCUAUGAAACAAUUCCUUCGUGUACGCAUCCAGAGGAUCUUCGAAGUACUCGCCAGGUUGUUCUGCUCUCGAAGCCCAAUGGACCAGAUGGUGCAUGGCUGACUAGGGUCCGAUUUGUGGAGUGGUCCUAG
This is a messenger RNA of Aspergillus luchuensis, 1560 nucleotides long. RefSeq lists its product as uncharacterized. Lineage: Eukaryota; Fungi; Ascomycota; Eurotiomycetes; Eurotiales; Aspergillaceae. Gene Ontology annotation, biological process: regulation of DNA-templated transcription. The transcript has 2 exons. The coding region runs from base 1 to 1560 and encodes 519 amino acids. Gene Ontology annotation, molecular function: DNA-binding transcription factor activity, RNA polymerase II-specific; zinc ion binding. The record is from RefSeq and is a predicted model, not a curated record.